Molecule: messenger RNA, 2697 nt
Organism: Centropristis striata (black sea bass)
Lineage: Eukaryota; Metazoa; Chordata; Actinopteri; Perciformes; Serranidae
Gene: fbxo7
Product: F-box protein 7
Exons: 10
Coding region: 271-1797 (508 amino acids)
Biological process (GO): positive regulation of autophagy of mitochondrion; autophagy of mitochondrion
Molecular function (GO): protein kinase binding
Source: RefSeq, a predicted model, not a curated record
GAGGGAGGAAAGAAGGAAGGAAGGAGGAAAGAAGGAAUAGUCAAAACAGAUUGGGUCAAUCUGACCCGGAAGGACGACAGGAGGGUUAAAGAGCUAAUCGCUCUGUCCAACGAGGAUUUUAUUGUGACAUUCUUUACUUUGAAAAGCGGAAGUGGUCGGUUGCUGGGUGACGGUUUGACGGUUCGUCCCUCCGCUGCUUCACCUGUUUACAGACUGAAGAGAGAGAAAUGGCUUAAAACAAGCCGGAUUUAUUCACUUUGACUCACCAACAUGAAGCUGCGGGUUCGGAUCAACCGGCAGACGAGCCGGCUGGAGGUCCCGGGAGAGGACCCGGGUCUGACGGAGCUGCAGGACCUGAUCAGGGACUCACUGCUGCCGGAUCACGGACUCAGUGCAGACACUCAGUUCAGUUUGUCUCUGAACGGCUCUGAGCUUCUGUCUGACUCGGGUCAGACUCUGUCGUCCUGCGGCAUCGUCUCCGGAGAUCUGCUCUGCGUCGUCCUGCCCCAGUCUGCAGCCGCCACCGCCACCAACGCCGCCAACGCCGCCAACACCGCCAACACCACCAGCUCCUCCAGCUCCUCCAGCUCCUCCAGUUCCUCCAGCAGGACCUCCAGAGGCUCAGAGAACCAACAGAACCAACAGACCGGCAGCAUGACAUCCAACCAGCCGAGCCGCAGCAGCAGCGGGCCGGCGGCGUGCAGCGGGCCGGAGGUGGCGGCGUGCAGCGAGGAGGCGGCGUGCAUCGACGAGGAGGCGGCGGCGGCGGCGGCGGCGGCGCCUCACUGGGAGCCGAUGCUGUGCAGCGAGGCGCAGCGCGGCCAGGCUCCUCUCUCUCUGGAGAUCCUCCAUCACUCAGCUCAACCCAACGCUGCCCCCGACGCCAUCAUGGUGGCCGGACACCUGAUGAUGCUGGAGACGGGCUUCGUCCCUCAGGGCGUGCUGUGCCCCGGGUCGAUGCCUGCAGGUUGGCGUUCCUCGUCUGGAGUCUUCAGGUUUUCUUACUCUCAUCCUCUGUGUGAAGGCAGCGUUGCUCUGGUUGUAGCCGUCUCCAUGGGAACAACACUCGUCAUCAACGCGACUCUGAAGGUGAACGACGUCUCCGACGCCGUGAGGAAGAUCUGUGUGACGCCGCAGAGCUUCGUCACCGACCGCUGCUCAGAAAGUGCCGCUGCAGCGUUCAGAGAUCUGAACAAACUGUCUCGACUGUUCAAAGACCAGCUGGCGUAUCCGCUGAUCGCCGCCGCCAGAGAAGCGAUGGCGCUGCCGGUGGCGUUCGGCCUCGCCGCUCUUCCUCCCGAGCUGCUGCUUCGAGUCGUUCGUCUGCUCGACGUUCGCUCCGUCGUUCGUCUGUCGUCCGUCUGUCGACGCUUCAACACGUCGAUCAACGACUCGACGAUCUGGAGAAACCUGACGAGACGAGACUUCAACGAUCGAGAUCUCAGCAGGUCCAGAGACACCGACUGGAGAGAGCUCUACCGGAGGUUUUAUCAGCUGCGUUCUGAGCGUCUGCAGAGUUUCCGGCGCCGCUCGCUGCCGGUCCCCGUCCCGCCGCUGCCGCGCCCCUUCGGCCCCGUCGGCCCCGUCGGCCCCGGGGCCCCGCUGGUCCCCGGCAUCAUCGGGGGCGAGUACGACCAGCGACCGGCGCUGCACCACGUCUUCCCCCGGCCUCGCCACGACCCCCUCGGACCCCUCGGACCCCACGGACCCCUCGGAUCCUUCGGCCCCGACGGGAGGCCGGCGAGGAGCCGCUGGGCGGGAGGACGCCCUGCAGACGUCCGGCGAGGAUUCAUCUGAGACGACAAUAACAACAACUUCUUCUUCUUCUUCUGCAACAAUAAAACAACAACAACAAGAACAACAGGUCCAAACAACCAUCUAAAACGAUUAAAAACAGUAAAAUAACAUCAAGUUGAACACUUUUAUUAUAAUUUUGGCUCAUAAAAAGUCUCAUUUCAUCUCAUUAUUUCCAAAUAAAAACGAUUUUUCUGAUGAUUGUUUCUGCAGGACGGAGGAAAAAUUUUUUUUUUAAUGAUUUUCUGCUUUAAACUGGAAUAAUCUGCAAAACAGAAUUUAGACUUUUGUUUUAUUUAUUUUUUUAUUUAAUUUUGUUUUGUUUUAUUGUUUAUGUUAUUUAAUUACAUUUUUUAUUUAAAUUUAUUUUAUUUUAUUUUUUACAUUAUUUUAUUUUUUAUUUCAUUUAUUUUAAUUUUUUUUUUUUUAUAUAUUUUUUUUUCAUUUCGUUUUAUUUUAUUUUCAUAUUUCAUUUUAUUUUUAAUUUCAUUUGUUUCUUUAUUUUUGUUUCAUUUUGUUUUAUUUCUUUUUUGUAUUUUUUAUUUUAUUUUAUUUUAUUUAUUGUUUUUUUUUUAAAUUAUAUUUUAUUUCAUAAACACAGGUCCAAAAAAACGAUCUACACGUCAUUAAAAACAGAAAAAAUGACAUGAAAUUGAACAUUUUUAUUUUAAUUUUGGCUCAAAAAAAGUCUCAUUAUUUCCAAAUAAAACCUCCUGAUUGUUUCUGCAGGACGGAGAAAGACGUUUCUUUUUUUUUGCUUUAAACUGGAAUAAUCUGCAAUAUUUUGUAACUUUUCUAGUCAAAGAUUUCUUUCUUAAAUUUCUCUUCUGUUUGUUUUCUGUUUUUUGUGUUUCGCCGAAGACACAAAAACUGCUUCAAUAAAAGAUAAAAUUAUUCUAUUAA